Staurois parvus is the source of this 452-nucleotide messenger RNA. NCBI's taxonomy places the organism in Eukaryota, Metazoa, Chordata, Amphibia, Anura, Ranidae. The record is from the annotation of a GenBank genome assembly.
AUGAUAUGGAGGGGAUUGGAGCACCUGAAUCACAUGAUAUGGAGGGGAUUGGAACACCUGAAUCACAUGAUUGGGAGGGGAUUGGAGCACCUGAGUCACAUGAUUUGGAGGGGAUUGGAACACCUGAAUCACAUGAUAUAGAGGGGAUUGGAGCACCUGAGUCACAUGAUAUGGAGGGGAUUGGAACACCUGAAUCACAUGAUAUGGAGGGGAUUGGAGCACCUGAGUCACAUGAUAUGGAGGGGAUUGGAGCACCGGAGUCAUAUGAUUUGGAGGGGAUUGGAGCACCUGAGUCGCAUGAUAUGGAGGGGAUUGGAGCACCGGAGUCACAUGAUAUGGAGGGGAUUGGAGCACCGGAGUCAUAUGAUAUGGAGGGGAUUGGAGCACCGGAGUCACAUGAUAUGGAGGGGAUUGGAGCACCGGAGUCAUAUGAUUUGGAGGGCGGGGACAAU